Molecule: messenger RNA, 300 nt
Organism: Insectozyma verbasci
Lineage: Eukaryota; Fungi; Ascomycota; Pichiomycetes; Serinales; Debaryomycetaceae
Source: the annotation of a GenBank genome assembly
AUGAGAUCUCAUGGCUCACCAAUGUCACAUAAGAUCAUAGUAGGUCUCAUUGCUACUUUUUUGGGUGGUUAUGUUACGUAUAAAACAGGGUCUGAUUUUGAAUUUGUUAAAUUUGAACCAAGAAGGGAGGAAGAAAUUGAGAAAUUAAAAAAAGAUGGUAAAAACCCUUUUGAAGUUAAAUUUUUGGAUCAAGUUAGUUUGAAUUUGAAACCUGAAGCCGAAGCUAGAAUAUUGAAGAAAAUGAAGGAAGAACAAGAGAGAAAGUUGGCGCUUGAAAAGGAACAAACAAAUGGAAAUUAG